Molecule: messenger RNA, 1547 nt
Organism: Drosophila innubila
Lineage: Eukaryota; Metazoa; Arthropoda; Insecta; Diptera; Drosophilidae
Product: putative inorganic phosphate cotransporter
Exons: 6
Coding region: 43-1476 (477 amino acids)
Biological process (GO): monoatomic anion transport; transmembrane transport
Molecular function (GO): transmembrane transporter activity
Source: RefSeq, a predicted model, not a curated record
AAAUUAAUAAGUUUCAAAAAUUUAAAGUUUCUUUUUUAAUAAAUGGAGGACAACAGGCCAGAGUGGGGUAAAGGAUGUAGUCGCGGUUGCAUACUGCCCCAACGCGUGGUCGUUACGAUUUUUGGAUUUUUGUGUCUUAUUUGCGCGUAUACAAAUCGUGUGUCUAUUUCCCAUGUAAUCACAAAGCUAGUUGUGCCCUUAAAUCGAACACUGGAUGAGGGCAGAGAGGAAGCGUGUCCAAAAGAUGAUGAUGCCACUUCAGAGACGACGGUGAAUAAAGGUGAAUACAAAUGGUCAGAACAGAUGCAAGGCUUUAUUCUGGGAAGCUUUUAUAUAGGAUAUCUUAUCACUCAUCUGCCCGGCGGAAUUUUGGCUGACAAAUAUGGUGCCAAAUGGGUUCUGGGUAUAUGCAUGUUAAUCUCUGGAUUGAGUACAAUGUGCACACCAUUAGCAAUUUCAUGGGCUGAAGAGUGGGGACUUAUAGUCAUCCGCAUCAUCAUGGGCGGUGCUCAAGGUCCUGUAUUCCCAGCGCUCACAGCCCUGCUAUCCGCUUGGGUGCCGGCCAAAGAGCGUGCAACAUUGGGCGCCUUCUGCUAUAGCGGUGUUACCGCCGGUACCGUCCUAAGCAACAUAUGCUCUGGACUCAUGCUUCACUACUUUCACUGGCGGAUUACUUUCAUUGUGUUUGGAAUUGUGACAGUUGCCUGGUUUUUAUUUUUUAUACUCCUAUGCACUAGUAGACCCGAUCAACACCCUUGUAUUAAGCCCAGCGAAAUGGCAUACCUGAAUGAACAAAUAGGCCAACGUGUUAAGGGUAAAUUGCCAAUACCCUGGAAAGACAUGUUGCUCAGCAAGGCUAUGCUGGCCUGUAUCAUAAGCCAGAUAGGCCACGAUUGGGGUUACUACGUAAUGAUCACGUGUCUCCCCAAGUAUAUAGCUGAUGUUCUUCAGUUUUCUAUUCGAUCCAAUGGCUUUGUAACAGCCCUUCCCUUUCUUGCCAUGUGGUGUUGCACGAUUUUAAGUGGCUGGUUGGCCGAUUGGUUAAUUCGUAAAGGAAAAAUGUCCAUGGACGCUGAGCGCAAACUAUUUACAUUUAUCGCUGCCGUUGGUCCGGGUAUAUUCACGGUUGCUGCCUCGUAUAGUGGCUGCAAUAAGGCACUGGUAAUAGCGUCCUUUACCAUUGCGAUGUUGACCAUGGGCUUUUACUAUGCUGGGCAAAAAUUGACACCACUGGAUAUGGCGCCCGCCUUUGCGGGUACAAUUAUGGCCAUCACUAAUGGACUUGGAUCCCUUUCUGGUAUGGCCUCACCACCUGUUGUCGGUGCCCUGACACCACAUGCAACUAUGCACGAGUGGCGUAUUGUAUUCUGGUUGGGCUUAAUAAUUUUGGUAGUAUCGUCCAUCAUAUUUGCAAUUUGGGGAACAGCAGAAGUGCAAUCCUACGAUCCAUCUUAUACUGCAGAGAAAAAGCAAUGAUAAAUUAAAUUGACAAUAUAUAUAUAUUUUCUAUUCUAUAUUUUAUGGAUUAAUAACGUUUGCUUAAAACA